GGGACGAAAAGGCGUAGCUAGUAAACAUCACGAGAAACCGAAAACACAUAGUGGAUAACCGCACCUGUAAACACCGGCUUGUUUAAUCCUCUUUUAUGCUAACGUAAACCUGUCGGUGUCGUUGGUCCUCUGCGUUACCGUUCACAGUUGUCAUAGCGACUGUCCGUGGCUAUAUAAACAGGACCUGUGGGGCGUUAGCCAGCUAGCUCGCUAGCAAAGCCACCUAGCCGCUCGAGAAACAGCCGCAGCUAGCAUUAGCAAUAACAGCAGACGGCAGAAAUGAUAGCGUUAAUCAAUAAACUCCUGGACUGGUUCAAAGCGCUUUUCUGGAAGGAGGAAAUGGAGUUGACCUUGGUGGGGCUACAGUACUCGGGGAAAACCACCUUCGUCAACGUGAUAGCGUCCGGCCAGUUCAGUGAAGACAUGAUUCCUACAGUUGGAUUCAACAUGAGGAAGAUCACAAAAGGCAACGUCACCAUCAAGUUGUGGGACAUUGGCGGUCAGCCUCGUUUCAGGAGCAUGUGGGAGCGUUACUGUCGAGGAGUCAGUGCCAUUGUGUACAUGGUGGACGCAGCAGAUCCAGAGAAGAUUGAAGCUUCCAAGAAUGAACUUCACAACCUGCUGGACAAACCGCAGCUGCAGGGAAUUCCCGUUCUGGUUCUGGGGAAUAAGCGAGACCUUGCAGGAGCUCUGGAUGAGAAGGAGCUCAUAGAGAGGAUGAACCUGUCGGCCAUCCAGGACAGAGAGAUCUGCUGCUACUCCAUCUCCUGCAAGGAGAAGGACAACAUCGACAUCACUCUCCAGUGGUUGAUCCAACACUCCAAGACUAAGAGGAGUUCCUGAGAAACGACGCCACCCUCACAGAACAGGCCAAGCUCACCAACCCAAACUGUCCCCCUGAUCUGCCCCCCCCCCCCCCCGACCCAACACAACCCCCACCCUCAGCUGGGAUGUUCUGAUACCUCUGGGCUUUAACCUCAAACAGCUGACAUGAGAAUAUUCAGCAGUCUUAAGAUUUAUUCUGAUGUUCUCAUUUUACAACUUACAUGAUAUUUAAACAGAAUUUAACUGAAACACAUAAACACCUCAAGAAUGCAGAUCGUUUCAACAUGUCAGUUUCUGCUCGUUCCAGGCAAAGUGUAGAAACUUUGUGAUCCUUCUCGUCUCCAUGAACCAUGAAGACCAUCUCUCCGGGUCUGUGUGGAGCCUUAAAGGUUAGUUAUACAUGAAAAUGUAGCAGCAGCAUUUCCUUCUUACCGCCUCAAACAUGUUCAGAAACUGAUUUUGAAGACGGUUCGGCUGAAAUGAACAAAGUCUGUUCAGUUAAAUCUCAGUCAGAUCUGAUUGGCAGUGAUCUGCAGUACUAACGUCACGAUUAUAGCUUUUCUUUGGAUGAUUAUCAUGAUUUUACAAUUAUCACAAAUAUUAUGCAUUAAUUAACAACACCGGCUUUAGGUCUUAAAGCUUUAUAAAUUUCCAUCUUUUGAUGGCAACGUAACAAAAUAACAUAGAAACAUAUAUUUGUUUAAUAAUAUAUUAUAAUAUAUUAUCCUGUAUAUUAUAAUAUAACAUUAUAAUAUAAUAUAACAAAAUAUAUUAACACUCUCAUAGAAAACAGGUGGAAAUGCUGCAGGACCUCUACCUGGACUCCGGAGGCUUCUUUUUGGAAACUAUUAUAAAAUAGUUUUGAAAAUUUCUUUUCAACCUCAGUAGAGAGUUUAUAAACACAGAAAAAACAUAUUUGACCUCCAGCUGUCCUUCAGCAGAAUAGCUGCUGCUUUACAAGUAACACUGGAUGAUGAUGAUCAUAAAUCUAAUAAUAAUAAUAAUAAUUCGUUUUAUUUGUGGGCGUCUUUCUUGACACACAAGGUCACCUUACAAGAUAAAACACAACAAAAAGAACAAAUCAAUAAAAAUAAAAAAUAAAUCUAAUAUUGUACAUUGAUGACUAAACAAAAGGCGUCGACGCCUCGUUGCAUCAGUCGUGUUUGAACAGUAAAACGCUGCCAGACAAGGUUGGAGACUUAUUUGGUUUUUCCGUUUAAUGCUACGUUAGGUGAACGUGUUGGGUUGCAAACCCAACCCAAGAGUCCUACACGAUUAUAAAAUUACAAAAAAGGCACAAUACCAUUUAAUUUGAAUGUUACGUUAGUUAAACAUUAGCAUCGUUCACCCCAGGUACCCAACCUUUCUGUGCUGCAAAGCUGCUGGUUAUCCUGCAGGAGGUGAAAGUUAUUGGAUGGAUUUUCCAGGUUUUUUUGUCGGUUUUCCAGGCUGGUGAGCCGUCCUCCACAAUGACAACUUGCUCCUUUUUUUCUAGAAGCAAAGAAAUCCGACCAGGAUGGUUUAAUCUGUUAGUUUGAACGGGAUAACUCACAGAAAACACAGAAAAGAAAACAACACAAGCGGAAACGCGCUUGUUGUUUAACGCUGUGUUCCUUUCUGAUCUAAUGACACAUGAUCCCACAUGGAAAGUCAUGAUAUUGAGGAUCUUUAUGAUUAAUUUUACUACGAUUAAUUAUGAAAUAAAUUAACUUUAACCCUAACCUGCUGUUUACACCAGCACACAUACAUCACAGUCCUGCAGCUGUUAUCCCAGACAGCUGAGGGAAAAAAAGGAUGUAAAUUCUGCCCAAACAAACCCAACAACAGUGACCAGAACCGAAUCACGAAUGUCCAGCAGAACCUGUGGUAUCAGAACAUCGACACGGAUCCACACAGCAGCCGAUUUUUCCAGGAACAUCAACACUACAACCUGUUUGGAAACCUGGGAAAAGUUUUUGUCCCGUUCAUGUUCAGAAACAUUCUCGUGUGUUGUCGUCAGCUGGUCAGCUGCUGUGUGGAUCUGUCUGCUCCCAUCAUCCUCCUCCUCAGUUUUUAUUCACCCAUGUCUACCUCCACAUCGUCAGUCCCUCCAUUUCUUCACAUUUUAUCACCCUGAGAACCUCCUCUUCUUCCUCUGUGUUCCCUCCCUUCUCUUAAUUUUGGAUGUUUUUCUCCUCUUUUGUCGCCAAGCCCCGCCCCCUCGCCAUUUUCUUUCUCCUGCCAAGCGAGGGAUAAAAAAAGAAAAAAAAAAAAACUUUUUAUUGCACUGUUGAUUUUGGUUUUGUAAGAUAUUAAUGAGAAUAAUGUUAAUAAUCUUCUUGUGACAUAACCGGAUCUGUCCAGACUGGAGGAAGUGGUACUUUAACUGGAGAAGAACAAAUGUUAUUGUUUCUGUUGAUAUCUCUGUAAUAAGCUUUUUAUUCAUGUUUUAUAUUAUUAUUAUUUUUUAUUGUUGUUUUGUUUUUUUGUUUUUUUUUGACUUAAUGAGUCUACUUUGGUUGUUAAAACAGAGUUCAGUGUUCCCUGCUCUGAGCUGGCUGCUGAUUGGAUCAGGAAUGUCAUGUGAUCAGAUGCAACAUCAGUGAGCAGAAGCUUGUGAUCACAUUCAGUUUUAAUUUAAUAUAAACUUUUAUAGAAUUUAUCAAUAUGGAGAUAACAACAAAUACUUUUCCCCAAACACUGCAGCUGAUAACUUCAACAUGGCUUCAUGAAUAUAGAAGUUUCACACCACAGAUCCUAACGCUCACUUCUGGUUUGGUUGCUUACGGUAUAAUUUAAAUGCGAUACCAGCGUGACCGGUCUCUGGCCCUGAAGUGACCCCAUAUGAGCAGAGGAAGACGAUUGCCCCGCCCCCUGCAGUCUGUCUCCUGUAAGUGUUUUAAAUGACCAAAACACAUCAGAUAUGGACAGAGUCGUAUUUGAGCCACUUUUACCAGCAGUGUAAGCAUAACCUGCAGAAUUAAACUCCCUCGUUCAGAAAUUAGAUUUAAAAUGUGCAGAUGGUAAAUAACUACAUUAAAGCAAUAUGGCAGCAUGACAUGAGAGAACACCGUUGAAAGUUACAAUGAUAAUAUAAUUUAUGAUAAAUAAAGUUUGAUGCCACUUUAAUGUUUUUUUCAUGCAGACUUCCUCUGAUAAAGCUCUCAUGCUCCGUUAUCUGCAGCAUCAUGACACUUCCUUGAAAUAUGCAAAAUUAGGGACUAUUGCUCACAUACGGUACACCGCACAGGUUAACAAUGAAGGUAGAUUGUUUUACGUGUUGUGCAGCUCGAGUUCAAAAUGUAUCUAAAUAUUUGUAAUCAUGACAAACACAUCAUCUGCUUUACUUCUUCCAGUCUAACACGUGCUCAGCAGUUAGUCCAAGGGUGUCAAACUUAUUUCAGUUCAGGGCCGACAUUCACCACAGUUAGUGGUCACACAACAACCUUUAAAAAAACAACUAAUCAAAUUAUUUUGUUGUUUUGUGUAAAGAAGUACUUGUGUGUGUGUGUAAAAAUAUGAGAGUACAUUUAGAUUGGACCCUCUGAUUGGCUGGUUUUGGCCCAGGUCAUAUACUGACACCCCUGGUUUAGUCUGAAACACUUAGACUGUAAUUUGUUGAAUUUAAACAAAUGUUUUAAUUAAACGUGAGGCCUCAGUUUGGACUCGAAUUCUUCGGCUCGCGUUUUCUGAUCAUAGAAUUUUCCAGUUUCCGCUCACAGUGUAACACUAGCAAAGAUCACAAUUAGCAUUAACAUGUCAGCACUUUGGUUUACCUUCUCAUUUGAGUAAUCUCUGUCCUCCCAUUGGUCCACAUCACAUCCUGGAUCUGACAGCAGCCAAUCAGAGCGCAGAGCAAACAGGAAGGAGAAGCAGCAGCUCCUGUUUGUAUGUGGUUCAGUGCUGAGUGAUCAAACCGCCACGAUGUGGGAGAUUAUUUCUGCAAGCACACAUCCUCCACCUUCACACUGUCGGGACAAACAGGGUUCUAAAAUAAAAAGCUGUUUUAGUAAAAAGAAUUUUAGCAAUAACUCCUUUAGCUGAUUUCAGAGGAAGUUAAGGACUAACAUUACCCUAUGUCUGAUGCCGUGGAAUAUGCUGGAUCUAGAGGCUCUAGGGAACGAAAUUCCCGAGAACAGAAGUUCAGAAAUGCACGGACAAAUAUACCUCAGCAACAAAAGACCCAAUGAGAGCAAACAAACCAACUAAGUUUUUACACAAACUGGGCCUAGAACAGUCAGUCUCCCUCUAACACAGAGAUGAACUUGCGUGAAAGUUUUUUCUUUUCAGAUGGAGGUUUUCACAGCCAGAGUCUUCUGAAUAAGGAGAAAACCAUUUUGGAAGUUACUUGGCAUAGACUGCCUGUCCAAAACAUGAAAAGUCAGACUCUAAUAUGUCAUUGGACCUCCUUUAUCUCUGAUUCCAGCAGCAUUCACUGUGGCAUCAUCUCGAUAGGUUUCUGCAAUGUCAGAACAUUUAUUUCUGUCCAGAGUUGCCUUCAUUUUUCUCCAAGAUCUUGUAGUGAUGAUGGGAGAGUCGGACCUCCAGCACAUCCCAAAGAUUCUCAGUAGGGUUCAGGUCUGGACUCUGUGGUGCCCAGUCCAUCUGUGAAAAUGAUGUCUCCUGUUCCCUGAACCACUUUUUCACAAUCUGAGCCCUCAUGAAUCCUGCAUUGUCAUCGUGGAAUAUGUCCGUGCCAUCAGGGAAGAUGGAAUAACCUGCUCAUUCAGUGUAUUCAGGUAGUCAGCUGACUUCAUUCUUUAGGCAAAACAUGUUGCAGAACCUGGACCUGAACCUUGACCUGAGAAACUGCCCCACAAGCUUGUACAGUAGCUCUCGGCAUGAUGGCGGCAUCACUUCAUCAUCUUCUCUUCUUACCCUGCUGCUCCCAUCACUGUGGACCAGGGUAAAUCUGGACUCGUCAGACCACAUGACCUUCUUCUAUUGCUCCAGAGUCCAAACUUUAUGCUCCCUAGCAAACUGAAGCCUUUUCUCUGGUUAGCCUCACUGAUUAGUGGUUUUCUUAUGACUCCACAGCUGUUCAGUCCCAGGCCUCCCAGUUCCCGUAACAUUGUUCAUGUGGAAAUGUUCUUACUUUCACUAUUAAACACAACCCUGAGUUCUACUGGUGGUUUUUUACCAUCUGAUUUCACCAACAUUAAAGUGAUCAUCGAUCACCUUCAUUCAGGAUGUUUUUCCUAUCACACUUCUUCCUGAAAGAUGAUGGUUCCCCACUAUCCUUCCAGUUUUUCAUAAUGCGUUGGACAGUUCUUAACCAGUUUCAGCAUCUCCCUAGAUGUUUUCUCUGCUUGAUGCCAAUGAUUUAACCCUUCUGAAAGAGACUAACAUUUUUAGUUUUCACACAUAUUUUUUAAGAAACAAGAAGCUGCUUGCUGCAUCAGUUAGAUUUUAACUCGUUGCAGGUGAAACAUCAGAAUCCAUGCAGGAUGGAAUGGAAGGCUUUCAAAUGUUCCCUAAUUAAAUCCAUGUGGGUCUUUGUUGUUUUUGGACAGAUAGUAUAUGUCUGCUGCUGUGUGAUAUGUUUACAGCUUGAAUUACUCGUCUCUUCUCUGGCCCAUGUAACAUGAUGAUUUCUUUCUAAUGUCAGAGUCCACUGGGAAGAUCCCAUAAGUCAUUAACUGACCCGUAGCUUCCUCAAAACUGUCAAAUCUUCACAGCAGCCCUCUUUGAGCCGACAGUGAGAAGACGUCUAAGUAAAGCAGCUUCCUGAGCUGUAGUCAUCUGUGAUGAAACAAGCACAACACACACACCACGAGGAUGUAAAGUGUCUGCUUCCUUAAAGAAAAGAGGAAUGUUGUUUGUUCUGCAGCUGCUCCAGGUUCGAGUAUCUGCUGUUUCCUGAACCAGCUCAGAGCCGUUGUGGCUCCGCUGGAGAUCCGCUGAUUAUUAGUUGUAGAUGCUGUCAGACAGACCAGCUGCAGAGGAUUUCUGCAUCACAUCUGUUGAAAGAAGUAAAAGGACAUUUUAUAUCUGAGCAGUUGACUGCAGCUGAGAAACUCUGAGUCUCACCAGCCACUUUAACCAGUUAACCAGUCUGUCAGCUGAUGGUAUAUUGUGUCCUGAACCUGUAAAGCUUGAAAUCCUCUUGCAGGUCUGCUCUGAUAGGCUCAGGUCUUUUCUGUUUGCAUGCCAAGGGGAGGGAGUGUCGGACCUGAUGAAGUUAAACUGUACGUGAAGCGGCCUUAAACCAGCGGUUCAAUCUGAGUGUUAAUUUGCAGAAAAGUAAUGUGAGGACACAAGAUGUGUUUUAAACAGUGCAAUAAAGUAGUGAGAGUAUCAGCUUUGUGUUUUAUGCCAGACAAGGAGCCGCUGUGCUUCCAGGACUUUUGUCACAGGGGAGCUCUUUGGACUCCGGUUGUUGUGACGAAGACUUGAACCUGUUUCUAAGGCAGAGCAUCUUUCAUGGUUCUGGUUAUUGCAGCUCUACAGAUUUCUACAGAAUCAGCAGCAAGAAAUGAGAAAAUCCAGUUUUAGUUCAUCUUGGAUGGACUGCAGAUUGUUAUUAUUUCAUUAACAUUUGCUGCAGGAAGAGAGGAGAAAAAACACAAACUGCAGCUCAGAAAAUAGCCGCACAGUCAGAUCCUCAGUCAAAAUUUUCUGAUUGAUUUGAACUUCAGCUCCGGUGGGAGGAGUUUAGCUGGGACAAGAUCUUUAUCUGAAAAGCUGUGCAGUUCUCCUUAACUCCACUUUUAUCAGGCCUGCAGCAGUUUGAUGGAGUUUUACUGAGCUUUUGUCUGAAUUUUUAAGCAUUUUGUAAAAGAAAUCUUUGGAAAUUUGGAAACGGGUGUAGGAAGUAACCUGACUAGACUUUCCUGCUCGUGCUGCUGAUCCUGUCGUUUUUCUGGUGGAAGACGAGUUUCUGCAUCGAAGUUUUUACGUUCAGGAUGAACACGCUGAGGUGGCCUGUCAGUAUGAACCUGUUUGUACAUCAUGUUUGAUUCAGUUGUGUUUUAACAGAAACAUGCUUGUGUAUGAUACUAAUUAAAUACUAUGAAGAAACA
Melanotaenia boesemani (Boeseman's rainbowfish) is the source of this 7826-nucleotide messenger RNA. Its product is annotated as ADP-ribosylation factor-like protein 8A. The transcript is spliced from 7 exons. Lineage: Eukaryota; Metazoa; Chordata; Actinopteri; Atheriniformes; Melanotaeniidae. The coding region runs from base 280 to 843 and encodes 187 amino acids. The record is from RefSeq and is a predicted model, not a curated record. Gene Ontology annotation, cellular component: lysosomal membrane. Gene Ontology annotation, biological process: protein transport; anterograde axonal transport. Gene Ontology annotation, molecular function: GTP binding; GTPase activity.